UCUUGACAGUUAUACGAAGUGCUGCACACACGUACGUUUGAAAAUUCAAUGCAACAGACUUAAUGGCCGCUGGAAAGUCGUGAGCAGCGGUUCGCCCGGCGGCCCUCCACAUAAGUGCGUCUCGUCUUAGCGCGCGUUACAACACGAUUUAACGGCACGAGUAACGCGCCGCCGAGAUCAAAGUCGCCCUUCUUAUGCCGUCAUUUUGCUAGGUAAUCAUGGAGCAAGAUACUGAAUAUGUGAAAUUACCCCUUGAGGAGCGCUGUGUGCACAAGUCUUGGAGAGCACGUUUGCACGGCUACGAGGAGUGCGUGAAGACGUUCCAGUGCAUCGACGACGAGAAGUCGACGGAGUGGAACAGAUAUGUGGGCUUCAUCAAGAAGUUCGUGCUGGACAGCAACGCGGCGGCCCAGGAGAAGGGACUGGAGGCGACGCUGGCCUUCGUCGAGAACGCCGCAGUGGCCGGUAAAAUAGUCGGCGAGGUGAUGAGCGGCAUCGUCUCCAAGUGCAUCGCCGCCCCCAAGGCGAAGACGAAGGAGGUGGCGGUGCAGAUCACCUUGAUGUACAUCGAGAUCGAGAAGCACGAGGCGGUGCAGGAGGAACUGCUGCGCGGCACGGAGGCGAAGAACCCGAAGAUCGUGUCCGCGUGUAUCGCCACGUUGACGUUAGCGCUGAAGGAGUUCGGGCCGAAGGUGGUCAACAUGAAGCCGCUGACGAAGAAGAUCGCGAGCUUCCUGGAGGACCGGGACAAGACGGUGCGCGAGGAGGGCAAGGCGAUGGUGGUGGAGAUGUAUCGGUGGAUAGGCGAGCGCCUGAAGCAGCAGCUGAACACGCUGAAGCCGGUGCACGUGACGGAACUGGAAGCGGAGUUCGGCAACCUGCCGCACGACAAGGUGACGCCGACGCGUUACCUGCGCUCGCAGAGGCCGAAGACCUGCGCCGGCGUUGGCGCAACGGCGGAUGCGGCGGCGAGCGACAACGGCGAGGACGACAACGAGGACGGCGAGGGGCCUUCCGUGCCGGAGAUAGACCCGUACGACCUCUUGUCGCCCGUGGACAUCCUGUCGAAGUUGCCGAAGGAUUUCUACGAGAAGAUCGAGGCGAAGAAGUGGCAGGAGCGCAAGGAGGCUCUGGAGGCCCUCGAGACGCUCGUGAAGAACCCGAAACUGGAGAACGGUGAUUACGGCGACGUAGUGCGCGCCCUGAAGAAGAUCAUCUCGAAGGACACGAACGUGCUGGUGGUCACAUUGGCUGGCAAGUGUCUGGCCGGCCUCGCGUCCGGCCUGAAGAAGCGCUUCCAGCCGUACGCUGGCGCCUGUCUGCCGGCGAUCCUCGAGAAAUUCCGCGAGAAGAAGCAGACGGUGGUGCAAGCGCUGCGCGAGGCCGCCGACGCCGCUUACCUCAGCAUCACCAUCGAGCAGAUCCUCGAGGACACUCUCGCCGCGUUGGAGAACAAGAACCCGGCCGUGAAGGCCGAGACGGCCGCGUACCUGGCUCGUUGCUUCGCCCGCACGCCGCCGGACAUGCUGAGCAAGAAGCUGCUGAAGGCGUACGCGGGCGCGUUGCUGAAGACGCUGAACGAACCGGACCCGACGGUGCGCGACAACUCGGCGGAGGCUCUCGGCACGGCGAUGAAGCUGAUCGGCGAGCGGGCGAUGAUGCCGUUCCUCACGGAUAUCGACAAUCUCAAGAUGACGAAGAUCAAGGAGUGCGCGGAGAAGGCGACGAUCCUCGUCAAGGUGUCGAAGAAGCCGGACCGGCCGAACACCGCGCCGGCGAAGGUGGAGGCGACGAAGGCGGCGGGCAGGGAGAACAAAGAAGGCAGCAAGAAGGCGAACGUCGCGAAGAGACCGGCCAGCAGCAGCAACGCGAACAAGAAGUCGGCGAAGAAAGGCGGGGCGCCGUCGCUGACGAAUUUGGCGCCGUCCAAGAAGCAGCCGACGGAACGGAGCUACAGCCCGGAGGAGGUCGACGAGCUGGCGGCGCAGCUGCUGCCGGCCGAGGUGAUCUCCGGCUUGGUGGACAGCAACUGGAAGACGCGUCUGCAGGCGGUCACGCAGCUCUCGGACACCGUGAAGAGCAUGGACCCGGCGGACGUGUCCGGCCAGGUGAUCGUGCGCACGCUGGCGAAGAAGCCCGGCUUCAAGGACACGAACUUCCAGGUGCUGAAGCUGCGCAUCGAGGUGGUGAAGCAUCUCGCCGAGUGCCACCCGUUUUCGGUCACCGUAGCCGAGCACUGCCUGGUCGACGUCGCGGAGAAGCUGGCGGACGCGAAGAACAGCGCGAUCGCCGCGGAGACGCUGCUGGCGAUCGCCGAGGCGACGAGCUUCGAGCACGUAGCGGACGAGGUGAUGUCCUACGCGUUCAACCAGAAGAACCCGAAGGUGCAGCAGGAGACGCUGCUGUGGCUGUGCCGCGGCCUCGCGGACUUCGGCUGCUGCCUGAACGUCAAGUCCGUGAUCGAGCAGGCGAAGCGCGCGGUGGCGGCGACUAAUCCCGCCGUGCGCACCUCCGCGAUCACGCUGCUCGGCACUCUCUAUCUGUACGUCGGCAAGCUGCUGCUCUCCUUCUUCGACGGUGAGAAGCCGGCGUUGAAGCAGCAGAUCGAGCAGGAGUGCGAGAAACGCCACGGCGAGACACCGCCGGCGCCCGUUCGCGGCGCCAAGGCGAAGAAGGCCGUCCAGAACGAGGAGGACGACGAUGAAGAUUCCACGGAGUCGGACAAGAGGCAACAGCCGUUGGCCGCCGGUGGCAGCGAGCAGGACCUGAUCAACGACCUGAUACCACGCGUUGACGUCAGCGGCCACGUGACGGACGGCUUGUUAGCCGAGCUGGCCGAUAAGAACUGGAAGGUGCGCAACGAGGGCCUGCAGAAGGUGAACGCCUUCCUCAGCGAAGCCAAGUACAUCAAGCCCAACAUCGGCGACCUGCCGCAGGGCUUGGCGCUGCGCUUGGUCGACAGCAACAGCAAGAUCGCGCAGUCGACUCUGGGUAUAUGCGAGACGCUGGCGACGGCCGUCGGCGCGCCGGUGAAGCAGCAUGUGCGCACCCUGUUCCCCGGGUUCCUGCAGUGCCUGGGCGACAGCAAGAACUGGAUCAGAACGGCCGCGAUCUCUUGCAUCAACACCUGGGGGGAUCAGUGCGGCUACAAGGAGUUCUUCGAUGGCGAGAUGAUAGGGGACGCCUUGAAGGCUGGCUCACCGAUGCUUCGCGCCGAGCUCUGGAGCUGGUUAGCCCAGAGGUUGCCUGCGAUACCCGUGAAGCAGAUUCCCAAGGAGGAGUUAUUCGUCUGCCUGUCCUGUCUCUACUCUAAUCUGGAGGAUCGCAAUUCCGACGUGAGGAAGAACGCUCAAGAGGCUGUGCUGGGAUUCAUGAUUCAUCUCUCGUACGAGACGAUGGCUAGAAACACCGAAAAACUGAAGCCUGGCUCGAGGACUGUGGUACUCGCUGUACUGGACAAAGCUCGUCCCAGUCUACCUAUGAAACCUCUGCCCAAAAAGGAGCCUUCCGACGAGAACAUCCAGAAGGGUGGCGCGAAGGGUGCGAAAGUGGCGAAAGUGGUUAAACCGAAGGGAGCGGCAUCGAAAGCGCCGGGUAGCGCUCGCAAGAAGGACGACGACGUGGACACCAGUCCUCUGUUGGUGGUGAACAACUUGAAGCAUCAACGCGUGAUCGACGAGCAGAAGUUGAAGGUGCUCAAGUGGAACUUCACCACCCCGAGGGAGGAAUUCGUCGAGCUUCUGAAGGAGCUCAUGACCGCGGCGAACGUUAACAAGACACUGAGGUCGAAUAUGUUUCACUCCGACUUCCGGUAUCAUCUGAAGGCUAUCGAGGCUCUCACCGAGGAUUUACCUGGGAACAGCAAAGCGUUGGUAUCUAAUCUGGAUCUCAUCCUCAAGUGGCUGACACUGCGAUUCUUCGAUACUAAUCCUUCGGUGCUCCUGAAAGGACUGGAUUACCUGCAAUUGGUUUUCAAUCUAUUGAUAGAAGAUCAGUACCAUAUGUUGGAAACUGAAGCGGCAUCGUUCAUCCCUUACCUUAUCAUCAAAAUAGGCGAUCCGAAGGACGCCGUGCGUAACGGCGUGCGAGCGCUGUUCAGGCAGAUCGCUCUGGUAUACCCGGUGAGCAAGUUAUUCUCGUACGUGAUGGAAGGUCUGAAGUCAAAGAAUGCGAGACAACGAACAGAAUGCCUGGACCAAUUAGGAUCGCUAAUUGAGAAUUACGGAGUUUCUGUCUGUCAGCCCAGUCCGUCUGCGGCGUUGAAGGAAGUGGCGAAGCAAAUAGCGGAUCGCGACAAUUCCGUCCGCAACGCCGCUCUCAAUUGCAUCGUCCAGGCCUACUUCCUGCAAGGGGAACGCGUAUUCAAACUCAUCGGCCAAAUAUCGGAGAAGGAUAGAUCGUUGUUGGACGAGCGCAUCAAACGGGCGGCGAAGAAUCGUCCUACGAAAUCCGCAUCCGCCAACAAACUCUCCGCGCCCUCCGUGGUCACAGCUUCCAGUCCGCCCACGGACGACAUGGAGGCGGAUUACGAGGAGGAGCAGGAGGAGAUCCCCGAAGCGGUAGAGCCGGUGCCGGAACUGAACUCUCCCACGUCUACUCAAACGAAGAUCUCGGGUCCCUUCGGACUGGAUAUGGAGUUUUUGCAAAGGAUCGAAUUGAGCGCGCCAGUAAAAUACCGUAAUCCGAUACUGCUGGAGCCCAGCUUGUCGGAUCUAAAUGAGACUCCGAUUAAUAUGUUGAAUACUCCCAAGACACAAAUGAUACCGAUUUCACCACCAAAGUUGUUAGUGUCAAAAUCAUCAUCCGUUGUGUCACCCUCUACCGCCAGCAGUAACGAUGACACGUUGGAGCGUAACAUCUUGUCCAUGGCCAGUAUGGACUUGCCUACUGCGAUACAAUCUAUGAACAGCAUAGAAAACUUGUUGAAGUCCCAUCAAGCAGCCAGUUUACAGUCUAAGGAAGAUAAAUUCAUCGGAUCGAUAAAUAUGCAGUUAAAGCUGUUGCAGACGUAUCCGUUACGCCAGGAGAACGUGGACGUGUCCAGAGGCUUCAGAAAUACGUUCCUGGUUAUACUGGUGUUUUACGACACUGGAUAUCUUGGAAAAAACGUUCCCUUCAUGCAUUUGAAGGAACUAGUGGAUCAGAUGAUAAGCUUGCUGGCCGAGAACAAGUUGGAACACUUACAUCAGGCCGGAGCGUAUUACAGAGUGAUUAACAACAUCAUGGUGAAGAUUAUCGACAAUUCUAACCAUACCACCAUUAUAUGCGUGUUAAUUAAAUUGCUUCAUUCCUGUGCCGAGUCGAAUGUUCCUUCUAAAUACGAAGAACUGGUGAUGAAGUGUCUGUGGAAGAUAGUGAAAACGAUGUCGAACUGGGCACCCGAUUUGGACUACGAUACGAUACUUCUUGAAGUACAUCGCUUCCUAAAGGAUUAUCCUACUACGUGGUGGAAGAAACAGAAGUCCGACACUCCGUUACGAACAGUCAAGACUGUUCUUCAUAGUAUGACCAGAGUGAAAGGCAGCACAAUACUUAAUCACUUGACGCUGAUAAACAAUACCAAUGAGUCUGAAUUGCAUGCAUACUUAAUAAGAUUAAUCGCGAGUUUGAAGCCGGAUGAGAUUAACGCUACGGCAAAAAUGAACCCGAAGUCAAAUAACAUGGGUAGGACGCCGAAACAUCUGUCCAAGUCCACUCGUCAACAGUUGGCGGAGAUAUUCAAGAAGAUCGGGUCAAAAGAGCAGAUGCAGGAAGGUUUAGCACAGUUGUACGACUUCAAGCUUCAAUAUCCCGAGGCCGACGUACAACCGUUCCUGGUGAAAUCCCAUCAAUUCUUCCAAGACUUUAUCGAGCAGGGACUUAGGCAGAUCGAUCAGGCGCGCAAGAGUCAGAGCAUCUUGUCGCAAGCUAACAAUCAAUACUCCUUGGAGACCACCGAGUCCCCGCCAGCGGUUUCCGACGAGAAAGACAUGAUGGAUCCGAUGCACAGGCUCGAGAAACUGCGAGCUCUCGAAGCACAAUGUCGAACGACCUCCUCGCAGCCGAACCCACCAUGAACGAUAUCGCGCGCUUGAUAUGAAAAUUAGGUAAGUGACACGAUAUAUAUAUAUACACACACACAUAUAUAUAUAUAUAUAUAAUAUACAUAUACGCGAGCA
This is a messenger RNA of Dinoponera quadriceps, 6158 nucleotides long. It is a transcript of the gene msps, whose product is annotated as cytoskeleton-associated protein 5. NCBI's taxonomy places the organism in Eukaryota, Metazoa, Arthropoda, Insecta, Hymenoptera, Formicidae. Gene Ontology annotation, cellular component: centrosome; spindle pole; microtubule plus-end. The record is from RefSeq and is a predicted model, not a curated record. Gene Ontology annotation, biological process: centrosome duplication; microtubule polymerization; mitotic spindle organization. The transcript has 19 exons. Gene Ontology annotation, molecular function: microtubule plus-end binding; microtubule plus end polymerase activity. Bases 219 to 6056 code for a protein of 1945 amino acids.